Molecule: messenger RNA, 1188 nt
Organism: Penicillium expansum
Lineage: Eukaryota; Fungi; Ascomycota; Eurotiomycetes; Eurotiales; Aspergillaceae
Product: neprosin family prolyl endopeptidase
Exons: 1
Coding region: 1-1188 (395 amino acids)
Source: RefSeq, a predicted model, not a curated record
AUGUCGAAAAACAAUUCUUGUGGUGUCACUGAGGCGCAGGUACCGCAGCAGAGGGCGCAAUGGGAGAUCUCUGCCACCACCACUUUGCCGGAUGGUCGUACAAUUGAUUGGAUCCCAAUUUGUUCCCAAGGCGAAAUUGCCGAACUACCAGCCGAGCCACCACCCAAUAUGCAAGCAAGGUCGGUGCAUGAGCAGAAAGCCGAUAUGCCAGCAGUACCGGAAUUGGAAAUGGAAGGAAUCGAGAAAGGUCCUCCGGGUACAGUUCCGGUUCUUCGAGGGAAAAUAGAACCCAACAAGAUGUUUGCACCGUCGCAGUCAAAGCCAGGUCCGCCAUUGAAUGACUCAAUGCCGGUCUCGCCGAUCCCUGGUACAAGCGGAAUUCCCCGGGUUGCUGGAUCGCAUCAGAUUGUGAAAAACUUUGGCGCCGGGGCAGACUUUAGUACCUUUGCUCCGGAAAUGGACCAAUCAGAUGACUACUCCCUCAUCGAGAUCAUUGUGGAAAAUGAUCUUGGGGCUUUCGACCCAUCAAGGCCAAGGGAGGAUUCGAGGCAGGCUGUUGAAGUUGGGUGGGUGGUAUAUCCAAGUUUACUGGGUACAUCAGCUCAGCUCUUUACAUUUUUCACGACCUGUGGUUAUAAAAAUGACCUCGCAGAUUACAAUGACAAACAAGGGUGGAAUUCCGAUGUGACGGGCUGGAUACAAACUGAUGACCUGAUUUUUCCAGGGACUGUGUUCGAAAAUAGCGUUGUUGGUGGUGAUCAAUACAAAAUUACAGCGCGCUGGAGAUUGGACAAUGGUAACUGGUGGCUUUGGGUGAGAGACCGCUGGAUCGGUUAUUAUCCAGCCAAGCUAUUCCGGCGCGGCCGUCCCCACUGCACCCUCUCAGAUCAUGCUGAUGGAAUCUAUGUCUAUGGCCAAGUUUGGGACUCUAAGUGGACUACGGCAAAUCCUGCCGGAACGAAGACUGAUAUGGGGAGUGGGAGGUUCCCUACGGAAGGCUUCAAAUACUCAAGCUACAUUAAGAAGAUCAAAUUCCAGCCGCAUCAAGGAGAUCAAUACCUUCAGGACUUUGAUUCCACGGUUGCUCUCACCAGUGACCGCACCAAGUACGAUGCUGAGUUCCAUUUCAAAUCUGGCAGCUCUGAAUGGGGUAGCUAUAUGUGGGUAGGAGGACCUGGCAGACUGUGA